Molecule: messenger RNA, 1481 nt
Organism: Chrysochloris asiatica (Cape golden mole)
Lineage: Eukaryota; Metazoa; Chordata; Mammalia; Afrosoricida; Chrysochloridae
Gene: SLC30A4
Product: solute carrier family 30 (zinc transporter), member 4
Exons: 7
Coding region: 122-1399 (425 amino acids)
Biological process (GO): zinc ion transmembrane transport; response to zinc ion
Cellular component (GO): plasma membrane
Molecular function (GO): zinc ion transmembrane transporter activity
Source: RefSeq, a predicted model, not a curated record
CAGAGUGGGGAGGGACGCGUGGCACUGCCGUCGGGAACUGGCACUCCGGUGAACUAGGAGCCGCCGGCCUUCCUCCUGCACCGGGCCGCCCGUUCCGCGCCGCCACCGCACAGCCUCUGCCAUGGCCGGAGCCGGCGCUUGGAAGCGCCUUAAAUCUCUGCUGAGGAAGGAUGACGUGCCGCUGUUUUUAAAUGACACCAGCGCCUUUGACUUCUCGGAUGAGGUGGCGGUCGAGGGUCAUUCUCGGUUGAACAGACUUCGAGUGGUGGUGGCUGACGAUGGGUCUGGCGCCCCAGAAAGGCCUGGUAACGGGGCGCAGGCGGCGCUCCAGGCCGACGACGAUUCCCUGUUGGACCAGGACCUAGCUUUGAGCAACAGCCAGCUGAGUUUGAAGGUGGAGCCCUGCGACAGCUGCAACCAGCAGACAGACCGACUGCUGCAGAGAAAGGCCCGAACCAGGCUGACCCUGGCCGCCGUGCUGUACUUGCUCUUCAUGAUCGGGGAGCUUGUAGGUGGAUACAUUGCAAAUAGCUUGGCAGUCAUGACAGAUGCACUUCAUAUGUUAACUGACCUAAGUGCCAUCAUCCUGACCCUGCUUGCUUUGUGGCUGUCUUCAAAAUCACCAACCAAAAGAUUCACCUUUGGAUUUCAUCGCUUAGAGGUUUUGUCAGCUAUGAUUAGUGUACUAUUGGUGUAUUUACUUAUGGGAUUCCUCUUAUAUGAAGCUGUGCAAAGAACUAUCCAUAUGGACUAUGAAAUAAAUGGAGACAUAAUGCUCAUUACAGCAGCUGUUGGAGUUGCAGUCAAUGUAAUAAUGGGGUUUCUGUUGAACCAGUCUGGUCACCAUCACUCACAUUCUUCAAAUUCUCCUAGUACCAGUUCUGGACAUGGGCACAGCCAUGGGCAGGGAAGCCUGGCAGUGAGAGCUGCAUUCGUACAUGCCUUGGGGGAUUUGGUACAGAGUGUUGGUGUGCUAAUAGCUGCAUACAUCAUACGAUUCAAGCCAGAAUACAAGAUCGCUGAUCCCAUCUGUACAUACGUAUUUUCAUUACUUGUGGCUUUUACAACAUUUCGCAUCAUAUGGGACACAGUAGUUAUAAUACUGGAAGGUGUACCACGCCAUUUGAAUAUAGACUAUAUCAAAGAAGCCUUGCUGAAAAUAGAAGAUGUUUAUUCAGUGGAAGAUUUAAAUGUCUGGUCUCUCACAUCGGGAAAAUCUACUGCCAUAGUUCAUAUACAGCUAAUUCCUGGAAGUUCUUCUAAAUGGGAGGAAGUACAGUCCAAAGCAAAACAUUUAUUAUUGACCACAUUUGGCAUGUAUAAAUGUACUAUUCAGCUGCAGAGUUACAGACAUGAAGUGAUCAGAACUUGUGCAAAUUGUCAGAGUUUCAGUUCCUAAUUUCAUAUGCUUUGAGGACCACUGCCUUAUUGAUCCUGCAGUCACAAGCUUGAGAGCAAUAAAUGCAAAUCUAACUGAGAAA